AUGGUAUCUGCUAAAGGGAUUAGGGCUGAUCCUCGAAAUAUUGAGGCCGUUUUGGAAUGGAAGCCAUCUAAGACUGUAUCUGAGAUCUGCAAUUUUCUGGGGCUAGCAGGGUAUUAUCGGCGAUUUGUAGAGGGAUUUUCACUAAUUGUAGCACCUUUAACUAAGCUGUUACGUAAGGGUGUGCCAUUUAACUGGACUGAUACGCAGAAAGAGAGCUUUGAGAGGCUCAUGAAGGUACUGACUGAUGCCUCUGUCUUGAUACAACCAGAUUCUGUGAAAGAGUUCACUGUCUAUAGCAAUGCAUCACAUUGGUAUUCACACUAA
This is a messenger RNA of Gossypium arboreum, 324 nucleotides long. RefSeq lists its product as uncharacterized. The coding region runs from base 1 to 324 and encodes 107 amino acids. The record is from RefSeq and is a predicted model, not a curated record. The transcript has 2 exons. NCBI's taxonomy places the organism in Eukaryota, Viridiplantae, Streptophyta, Magnoliopsida, Malvales, Malvaceae.